Colletotrichum spaethianum is the source of this 444-nucleotide messenger RNA. RefSeq names its product methylated-DNA--protein-cysteine methyltransferase. Gene Ontology annotation, biological process: DNA repair. The record is from RefSeq and is a predicted model, not a curated record. The transcript has a single exon. The coding region runs from base 1 to 444 and encodes 147 amino acids. Lineage: Eukaryota; Fungi; Ascomycota; Sordariomycetes; Glomerellales; Glomerellaceae. Gene Ontology annotation, molecular function: methylated-DNA-[protein]-cysteine S-methyltransferase activity.
AUGUCUACAACGACCCUCGCGAAGGCGCCAUCUAUGACCGUGACGCGAGAUAUCACAUCCAUCUCCAUCCCCGAAGUCGACGAGAUGCAGACACAACUAGACCGCAUCGCCCGGUCGAACCGCACCCAAUACGAGAAGCGAGUCUGGACCGCAUUGUGUCAAGUACCAAAGGGCCGAGUCACGACAUACGGCAUCAUGGCCGCUCAUCUAAAGUCCUCGCCACGCGCCGUCGGCAACGCGUUGCGCCGGAAUCCUUUCGCACCGCAAGUCCCGUGUCACAGAGUCGUUGCCACUGGCGGGGCUUUGGGAGGCUUCAAGGGCAAGUGGCCCAAGGACGGGGAGGGCAUCACUCUUGAUGAGAAGAGGAUGCUCCUGAGGAAAGAGGGCGUCAAGAUUGACUCGAGCGGUCGGGUGUUGGGGUCGCCGUUUGUGGCUUUUGUCUGA